AUGUCUCUCUCUAUCUGUCUAUUUUACUUAGGUUUAAAUAUGUCCAUUCGUCUAUUUUACUUAGGUUUAAAUAUGUCUCUCUCUAUCUGUCUAUUUUACUUAGGGUUUAAAUGUCUCUCUCUAUCUGUCUUUCUUUAUCUAUUUUACUUAGGGUUUAAAUAUGUCUCUCUCUAUCUGUCUAUUUUACUUAGGUUUCAUGUCUCUCUCAUUUAUCUAUUUUACUUAGGGUUUAAAUAUGUCUCUCUCUAUCUGUCUAUUUUACUUAGGGGUUUAAAUAUGUCUCUCUAUCUGUCUAUUUUACUUAGGUUUAAACAUGCUCUCUCUCAUUAUCUGUCUAUUUUACUUAGGUUUAAUAUGUCUCUCUCUCUAUCUGGUCUAUUUUACUUAGGUUUAAAUAUGUCUCUCUCUAUCUGGUCUUUUUUAUUUAGGGGUUUAAAUAUGUCUCUCUCUAUCUGUUCAUUUUACUUAGGGUUUAACAUGUCUCUCUCUCUCUAUCUGGUUUUAAAUAUGUCUCUCUCUAUCUGUCUAUUUUACUUAGGGUUUAAAUAUGUCUCUCUCUAUCUGUCUAUUUUAUUUAGGGGUUUAAAUAUGUCUCUCUCUCAUCUGUCUAUUUUACUUAGGUUUAAAUAUGUCUCUUAUCUGUCUAUUUUACUUAGGUUUAUCUCUCUCAUCUGUCUAUUUUACUUAGGGUUUAAAUAUGUCUCUCAUUCGUUCAUUUUACUUAGGUUUAAAUAUGUCUCUCUCUUAUCUGUCUAUUUUACUAGGUUUAAAUAUGUCUCUCUCUAUCUGUCUAUUUUACUUAGGUUAAAACAUGUCUCUCUCAUCUGUCUAUUUUUACUUAGGUUUAAAUAUGUCUCUCUCUAUCUGUCUAUUUUAGGCUUAACAUGUUCUCUUUAUCUAUUUUACUUAGGUUUAAAUAUGUCUCUCUUCAUCUGUCUAUUUUACUUAGGGUUUAAAUAUGUCUCUCUUUUUAUCUAUUUUUUACUUAGGUUAAAUAUGUUGUCUCUCUCUCUAUCUGUCUAUUUUUUACUUAGGGGUUUAAAUAUGUCUCUAUCUAUCUGUCUAUUUUACUUAGGGUUUAAAUAUGUCUCUCUCUAUUAUCUAUUUUACUUAGGGUUUAAAUAUGUCUCUCUCUAUCUGUCUAUUUUACUUAGGUUUAAAUAUGUCUCUCUUAUCUGUCUAUUUUUUAAAUAUGUCUCUCUUUAUCUGUUUAUUUUAAUAUGUUGUCUUAUCUGGGGUUUAAAUAUGUCUCUCUCUAUCUGUCUAUUUUACUUAGGGUUUAAAUAUGUCUCUCUCUCAUCUGGUUUAAAUAUGUCUCUCUCUAUCUGUCUAUUUUACUUAGGGUUUAAAUAUGUCUCUCUCUCUAUCUGUCUAUUUUACUUAGGGUUUAAAUAUGUCUCUCUUUAUUUUACUAGGUUUAAAUAUGCUCUCUUAUCUGGUUUAAAUAUGUCUCUCUCUAUCUGUCUAUUUUACUUAGGGUUUAAAUAUGUCUCUCUUUAUCUAUUUUACUUAGGGUUUAAAUAUGUCUCUCUCUAUCUGUCUAUUUUACUUAGGGGUUUAAAUAUGUCUCUCUCUAUGUGUCUAUUUUACUUAGGGUUUAAAUAUGUCUCUUUAUCUGUCUAUCUUUUUUACUUAGGUUUAAACAUGUCUCUCUCAUUUUGUCUAUUUUACUUAGGGUUUAAAUAUGUCUCUCUUAUCUGUCUAUUUUACUUAGGGUUUAACAUGUCUCUCUCUAUCUGUCUAUUUUACUUAGGGUUUAAUAUGUCUCUCUUUAUCUGUCUAUCAUUUUACUUAGGGUUUAAAUAUGUCUCUCUAUCUGGUUUAAAUAUGUCUCUCUCUAUCUGUCUAUUUUUACUUAGGGGUUUAAAUAUGUCUCUCUUUUGUCUAUUUUACUUAGGGUUUAAAUAUGUCUCUCUCUAUCUGUCUAUUUUACUUAGGGGUUUAAAUAUGUCUCUCUCUAUCUGUCUAUUUUACUUAGGGUUUAAAUGUCUCUCUCUAUCUGGUUUAAAUAUGUCUCUCUCUAUCUGUCUAUUUUACUUAGGGUUUAAAUAUGUCUCUCUCUAUCUGUCUAUUUUACUUAGGGGUUUAAAUAUGUCUCUUUAUCUUUCUCUCUUUAUCUGUCUAUUUUACUUAGGGUUUAAAUAUGUCUCUCUGUCUAUCUGUCUAUUUUACUUAGGGUUUAAAUAUGUCUCUCUCUAUCUGUCUAUUUUACUUAGGGGUUUAAAUAUGUCUCUCUUUAUCUACUUAGGGUUUAAAUAUGUCUCUCUUUAUCUAUUUUACUUAGGGUUUAAAUAUGUCUCUCUCUAUCUGUCUAUUUUACUUAGGGGUUUAAAUAUGUCUCUCUCUAUCUGUCUAUUUUACUUAGGGUUUAAAUAUGUCUCUCUCUAUCUGUCUAUUUUACUUAGGGGUUUAAAUAUGUCUCUCUCUAUCUGUCUAUUUUACUUAGGGUUUAAAUAUGUCUCUCUCUUAUCUGUCUAUUUCUCUAUCUGUCUUAGGGGUUUAAAUAUGUCUCUCUCUAUCUGUCUAUUUUACUUAGGGUUUAAAUAUGUCUCUCUUUAUCUAUUUUACUUAGGGUUUAAAUAUGUCUCUCUCUAUCUGUCUAUUUUACUUAGGGGUUUAAAUAUGUCUCUCUCUAUCUGUCUAUUUUACUUAGGUUUAAAUAUGUCUCUCUCUAUCUUAUCUAUUUUACUUAGGGGUUUAAAUAUGUCUCUCUCUAUCUGUCUAUUUUACUUAGGGUUUAAAUAUGUCUCUCUCUAUCUGUCUAUUUUACUUAGGGGUUUAAAUAUGUCUCUCUCUAUCUGUCUAUUUUACUUAGGGUUUAAAUAUGUCUCUCUUUAUCUAUUUUACUUAGGGUUUAAAUAUGUCUCUCUCUAUCUGUCUAUUUUACUUAGGAACCACUCACCAGUGUCAGUUUCAUUCUCCCACUCUCUAACUAUUCUCCUCCUCCUCCUUUCCCAGUUACUUCUAUCUCUACCUGCCUUUAACCCCCCUCUACCAACCGGUGUCUGUUAUCUUUUUCUUCCUCAUCACUCUCUGCUCCAUUUCUCUUCACCUGCUUCUGGGCUCUUCCUUUACCAGUUUCUGUUCUCCUCUUUCUCCUCCUCCCCUGGAUAUUUUUUUUUUUUUUUUACUUUAUCUUUCAAUCUAUCUCUCACCCUACUCUGCUGCUUCUUCUACCCUCUCUUCUGCUUCCUGCAUUUUUACACUUGCUAUCUUAAAAGCAUUUACUUUGAAUCUAUGAAUAUUGAUGACAUUCAGUCAUGCAAGGAAAACAAUGGAAAAAAACCCAAGUUUUUUUUAUUCAUUAUUGAAGCCCUAAAACACCUGGCAUGA
Acanthosepion pharaonis is the source of this 3333-nucleotide messenger RNA. NCBI's taxonomy places the organism in Eukaryota, Metazoa, Mollusca, Cephalopoda, Sepiida, Sepiidae. The record is from the annotation of a GenBank genome assembly.